AUGUAUCGAGGUAUGAUUGGAUCUCUACUUUACUUAACAGCUAGUAGACCUGACAUAUCUUUUAGUGUAGGUCUAUAUUCCAGGUUCCAAGCUAAUCCAAAGGAGUCCCACUUGAUAGCAGUAAAGAGAAUCCUUCGAUAUUUGAAAGGAACUGAUGACUUGAGUCUCUUUUAUCCUAGAAGUGAUUCAUUUGAUUUAAUUGGCUUUACUGAUGCUGAUUAUGUAGGUGAUUUGGUUAACAGAAAAAGUACUUCAAGUAUGGUAAAGUUUUUAGGACCUUGUUUAGUUUCUUGGGAUUCCAAGAAGCAAAACACAGUUGCAUUAUCUACAGCUGAAGCUGAUGUUAUAUGUGUUUCUAAGGAUCCAGUUCAACACUCAAAGGUAAAGCACAUCCAUAUUAGGCAUCACUUUUUAAAUGUUGAAGCAUAA
This is a messenger RNA of Chenopodium quinoa (quinoa), 429 nucleotides long. RefSeq lists its product as uncharacterized. The record is from RefSeq and is a predicted model, not a curated record. Bases 1 to 429 code for a protein of 142 amino acids. The transcript has 2 exons. NCBI's taxonomy places the organism in Eukaryota, Viridiplantae, Streptophyta, Magnoliopsida, Caryophyllales, Amaranthaceae.